Molecule: messenger RNA, 1080 nt
Organism: Phytophthora sojae
Lineage: Eukaryota; Oomycota; Peronosporomycetes; Peronosporales; Peronosporaceae
Exons: 4
Coding region: 1-1080 (359 amino acids)
Source: RefSeq, a predicted model, not a curated record
AUGCAAGAAUUGUUGAUGGUCGAGGCGUACUGCACACGUCUUUUGCGUGACAAGGGCUCGAACUUUGUUAGUGCUGCUGCAAGGCUGGGGGUUACCGACAUGUUUUGCGUCGCCCACUCUCUUCAUUUGGUCGUAGCGGGGGUGCUGAUAAAGAAGAAGAAGGAGGAGGAGGAGAAGAAGAAAAAGAAGAAGGCGAACAAGCCAGCAGGCAAGUCGGCGGGCACGUCGGCGGACACGUCGGCGGACGAGUCAGUGGAAACCCCGGCGUGGGCGGGGCAGGUGGCCAGUGAAAGUGCCGAGCCUAUUCCAAAGCACCACGAAGAUGAACAGCUCUCAAUUGAAGAGCGCGAAGAUAUGGAAGCUCUUCGCGACCUUGCUUGCGACGAAAUGGACGAAUAUCUGGACUCUGCACUUUUGAGUCUCGAGCGCGAUGAACUAGAUGCUGUGCGUGGGGUAGUUCAGCAGUUUCUUAUGCUGUCAAGCUACUUCAGAAAAUCUCCAAAAGGUCAAAAUCGACUUGGUCGCAAGGAGUUUGAAGGGAUGGAUUCAAAGCUGCGACGCCCUAACGCGUCGGAAUGGCUGACGAUCAAGUGCUUAUCAACUCUAUUGGCGCCGUUUGCUGCUGCUACAACUGCGCUCAGCGUACAACAGUAUCCUACUCUGCAUUUGCACUUCUCACGGAAGGACUUGUUUGCAGCGCACGUGGCCGUGGCGGGUGAGAAGCCGUACGUAGCGGAGCCGGAGGUGAUGAUGAACGAGUGCCGAACGAUGAUUCUGAAGCUAUUCAAUGAGCGCUUCUCCGAAUUGGAACAGUGCGAGCUCGUGUGGGUUGCUUAUCUUGACCCUUGCGUUGGAAAGCGAAUGUCACACCUUAGCGCUACUGACAGUCAAGGCAGCUUCAUGGAUGAUCUGUUCGGGCCGGAUGAGGUUCCUCGACAACGAUCUGAUAUCGACAAAGAAUGUGCCGACGAGUUCACGUUGUAUUUGAGCGAUAUCAAGACCGUCCGAAGCACAGACGACCCGCUCUUGUGGUGGCGCAUCAACGCUUCCAAGUAUCCCCAUUUUAAGUCGGCUUGCUAG